AUGUACUGCAGUUCGGAUGCGAGGAACCGUAGCACCGACCGGGUAGAGAUGUGGCUGCGUGCAGCAUUGCACAGCACACGGAUGAAAGUCGCCUCUCCGGCUGUCAGCUCACCUCAGCUCACCUCGGUCACGGACCACGGUCCGACCCCACCGCAUCCGAACGCAACCAACAGCAUUCGCUCGUUGGCCUGCCUGCCGGAGAAAAGCCUUGCAGCGCAAAGGCAAGCGGAGGGCGACGGGCGAAUUCGAAUGGACACCGGCAGCGGGCGGAAGGCGAUGGCGCCAUGCAAGCACAAACGCGCGCUGGGCUGGCGGAUCGACAUCGUAGAGUACAUGCAGCGGUCGUAG
Messenger RNA from Marchantia polymorpha subsp. ruderalis, 348 nucleotides. The record is from the annotation of a GenBank genome assembly. Lineage: Eukaryota; Viridiplantae; Streptophyta; Marchantiopsida; Marchantiales; Marchantiaceae.